Messenger RNA from Myxocyprinus asiaticus (Chinese sucker), 2849 nucleotides. RefSeq lists its product as uncharacterized. Gene Ontology annotation, molecular function: serine-type endopeptidase activity. Lineage: Eukaryota; Metazoa; Chordata; Actinopteri; Cypriniformes; Catostomidae. Gene Ontology annotation, biological process: proteolysis. The record is from RefSeq and is a predicted model, not a curated record. Bases 52 to 1002 code for a protein of 316 amino acids. The transcript has 6 exons.
AUUAUAUAAAUGGGUUUUCUCCAGAGCGCAACACACAGUUUACUGUAGAUCAUGGUAGUACGGAGCCCAUUUUUUCCACUGCUGCUAAUGCUGCUGGGUCUGGUGCUGGACAGAGCCUCCACCCAUGCAUUCAACCCCAGUCACCUUCAACAACACAAAGUCCUCCAUCUUGACUGGCCAAAGGACUGUGGCCUGGCUCAUUUCAAACCAAACACAGUGGAGCGCAUUGUGUCAGGCAAUGAGGCAAGACCCCAUUCCUGGCCAUGGCAGGUCUCACUGCAGGUUCGUCCCAGAGGCAGUAAACAUUACGUUCACGUGUGUGGAGGAACACUGAUCCACAAGAACUGGGUUGUUACUGCUGCACAUUGCUUUCAAAAGGGCAAAGCAGAGGAUGCUAGCAGCUGGCGUAUCGUUUUGGGUAAGCAUCAGCUGAAGAGGGCAGAGUCAGCUGAGCGUAUUUUUCCUGUGAAGAGGAUCUACAGGCACGAACACUUCCGUUAUCCGGCCCACAGUGAGCUGGACUAUGACAUUGCAUUGGUCAAAGCUGGCACGGAUAUCCAGACCACUAACUUCAUCCGCUACGCCUGCCUGCCGCGCAAGCAGAUCAACCUUAAACCAGGGCACUACUGCUGGGUGACCGGCUGGGGAGACACAAGAGGUGGAAAAGAAAACGUGUCACUUGCUGAAACGCUGAACCAAGCUCGACUCCCAAUCAUUGACUAUAAGACCUGCCGACAGAAGAAGUUCUGGGGUGACCGUGUGAGAGACUCCAUGAUCUGCGCUGGGUUCAGAGACACACAAGGAACCUCAGCUGCCUGUCAGGGUGAUUCUGGUGGCCCUCUGCUGUGUCAGUUGGGGCGUGACCACUGGGAGGUUCAUGGCAUCGUGAGCUUUGGUCCCAUUGGAUGCACGGUGGAGAACAAGCCUAGUGUCUUCACCCGCACAGCAGCCUACAUCCCAUGGAUAGAGGCCACACGCAUCAGGGACUUCUUCCUGCAUUGAUUUCCCAUCUCUGAGAAAUCCUUGCUCACAUCUGCGGGCACCGAAAGAGUCAUUAUAACAGCUUUAGCUCCAUAUCUCAGGUCAGGGUCUGGCCCAUGGACUUGGUCAACCAGUUGUGGUCCAUGCAUUGGAAGCUGGUGUACAACAUAGCCACCAGUCAUCAAAGUUAGGGUAAUUUGCACUGCUUUGAGGGUCAUUUCUCCACUGUGCAUGUGAGAUUCUUAUGGGCUUCGCUGUAGCUAAUAACUGCAAAGUUUUUAACUGCUUUCAGUUAGCCAAGCGACAUUUUCUGUAAAACUAGAUCUGCACAAGUCCUGGCUAUUGUACAUUACACUCAUGAUGCUUAUUUGGUCUCAUUUUUCUGUAUGGACUGGCAUGUACUUUCGCUUUCUCUCUUGGGCAGUCCAGUGCUCAGUCCUUAAGGUGCUUUUUGACGGUUUCAAUUACUGACAGAAAUAUCUCAUAUAUUUUACCUGCUACGGUGAGACAGUGUCCCUUUGACACUGAACAGAGUAAGAAAUUUCCACACAGAUUGGAAUUCUGAUACUUCACACUUUAUAUAACCUAUCAGAAAAUGCACUUUUUUCCCCCAAGAUACUUUAAAGGUAAAGUUUGUCUAAAAAUGAAAAUUCUGUCAUCAUUUACUCACCCUAAUUUUGUUCCAGACCUGUAUGACUUUCUUUUUAAGGCUAGAUAGAAGCCUCAGUCACUAUUCACUUUCAUUGUAUCUUUUUUUUUUUUUUCUUUCUCCACAGUGAAAGUGAAUGUUGACUGCAGCUGUCAUUCUGGACAUCUCUUUUUUUGUUCCACAGAAAAAAGAAAGUCAUAUGGGUUUAGAACAACAUAAGGAUGAGUAAAUGAUUGCAGAAUUUUCAUUUUUGAGUGCAUUAUCCCUUUAAUAUCAAUUGAACAAGUUGUGGAAAAGGGGGCUUUAAUAAGUUAUUAUAUAAUUUAAUAUAUGCAUCUACACAAUUAUUCAAACUACAAAGAGUGUCUGGGGUAGUGGUGAAAUAUUGCUUGGAUAAUUAAGAAUAAAUUAUAGAAUAAAUAAUGCUUAUUCUGGUUGAGAAAUAAUACUUUCAAAAUAUGAUGUGGAUAACAAAUAUAACUAAAGUAGCGGAAGGAGGGACAUUUAUUCUGCAGUAAUAUGGUAAUUAUCAUUCAUUAUUCAUCUGUACAUUUACUGUCUAAUCUGCUUACAAAUAAACCAACUGUAAACAAUAUCCGUCGAUUCAUUUUUGUGCAACACCAAUACUGUUAAAUUUGCAAAAACAUUCUGUGACAUCAAAUGAAAGGAAUGCUCCAGGUUGAAUAUAAAUUAAGAUUAAACUACAGCAUUUGUGGCAUAAUGUUGAUUGAAUAAUUUAAACAUCCUUUUUUUAUUUAAAAAAACAGAACCAAAAAUCAGUUACAGUAAGGCAAUUACAAUGGAAGUGAAUAGGGUCAGUUCAUAAACAUCGAAAUACAGUUUAGAAAGUAUAGCCACAAGACAUAAACAAUAUAUUGUACAUAUUAACAUGAUUUUAGUGUGUUAAAAUCAGGAAUUAACAAUAUAUGCAUUACAUUGUCUUUACAACUAAGUUGUAUUAUUGGAUAUAACCUCAUAUAAGAUUGACGGUAUUAUCACACUAAACACAUUUAUGUCUUGUGGCUUUACUUUUAAAACAGUGUAAUUUUUUUUAUGAACUGGCCCAUUCACUUCCAUUUUAAGUGCCUUAAUGUAACCGCAAUAUUUGCUUUUUUUAAAUAAAUGAAUGACAAGUCGAAGUUAUUUUUUGUGGCAAUCAAUGCAUUAUGGCAAAAAUGCUGUUAAUUUAGAUUAACUUGUAUUGAACCUGAAACAAUCC